UGAAGCUCGCCACUGUUUUUACCGCAAGAAACGUUUCUUCCAUCACAAACUCUCCUUACCUUUUCCGCAUUUACAUCUAUUUGUUACAUUUCACUUCGUGUUCGCUCUCUCUCCACACUACCUACAUAAAUUUGGUUUUGUCGCUUUCGCGUCCGCUGGUCCAGACGGGUUAUCCAUACUUUUCAUAACAUCGAGCGUAUUCAACCAACAACCCACAUUUCCCCUUCCUCGUCAUCAUGAAGUUUACAGCUGCCGUUUUCGCCGCCGUCGCAUCGCUUGCUUUCGUCAAUGGCCAGGACUUAACGGGCAUUCCUUCUUGUGCCUUAUCCUGCUUCGCCGUCGCUGUCCCAGCAUCCGGUUGCUCCCUCACGGAUACCAAAUGCCAAUGCACGACGGGCCAGCAGAAGAUCACCGAUUCCGUCUCUGCCUGCGUGCCAUCCAAGUGUUCUGCCGAGGACCAAGCUAAACUCGUCCCCGCCGUCGAAGCCCUCUGCGCCAAAGCCGGCAUCACCGUUACCAAUCUCCCCACCACCGUCCCUUCUGCCUCCGGCGCUGCAAACAACAACGCCACUGUCACCAGUACCAGAUCCUCUAGCGCGAGCGCAACGGGCAGUGGGGCGGCCCAACAGACGACGGGCGCUGCGGUUGUGAAUACGGUUGGUUUGGGUAGCGUGCUUGCGGUCGGUUUGGCGGCUGUUUUGGGGUUGUAAAGCAGUACAAUUAGGGUUGGGGGGGAAGAUGAUAGGAACGUAGGGGAGUGUCGAGGUAGGAUAGCAUUGGGAAAUUGGUCGAGGAAGGGGGGUAAGGAGGAAAUACACUUUUUCUGCAUUGGGCGGGGAUACUAGCUUUGGAAUGAUCUGAGAGUACUUCACUGCAUGAGAUUUUGGAUUGAAACCGGUCUAUUUCGAAAAUGUUGCAUGGCAGAAUUUAUCUUGAUUUGAUCAAGGUCCUGG
This is a messenger RNA of Lindgomyces ingoldianus, 953 nucleotides long. RefSeq lists its product as uncharacterized. NCBI's taxonomy places the organism in Eukaryota, Fungi, Ascomycota, Dothideomycetes, Pleosporales, Lindgomycetaceae. The record is from RefSeq and is a predicted model, not a curated record. The transcript has 3 exons. The coding region runs from base 237 to 710 and encodes 157 amino acids.